CAGCAUUGUACAACCAUGAGAUAGCUAUGACACCCCGCCCAACACCAUCCUAUAGAAGACAGAACGCUCCGGCACAUAAAAGCAGACAAAAUGCGACCCCUCCAAUCGAAGCUAUUCUCCCCAUAUAACGUUAGGAAGUUCUGCUCCUUCCGUCCUUCAUUGAGAGCCAUUGCUGUUCCUAAGAGCAUUCUAAACCGACCAUCACUACCACUACCCUUGCAAACAGCAGCCCCCAUCCAGCAGACGCGCACAAACUCGACCAAGAUGUCCGCCCAGCAGCAGAACCAGCGCUUCUCGCUUGAGAAUGUCUUCAACGUCAAGGACAAAGUCGCUCUCGUAACAGGCGGCGGCUCCGGCAUCGGCCUAAUGGCCACCCAAGCCCUCGCCGUCAACGGCGCCAAAGUCUACAUAACGGGCCGCACUGAAGAGAAGCUCGAGCGAGUCGCCUCACUCUACUCAAAAGACAUCCCGGGGCAAAUCAUCCCGCUCGCAGCAGACAUAACAUCAAAACCCUCAAUCGAGGCACUCGUCCAAGAAAUCUCCGCAAAGGAACCCGCCCUCCACAUCCUAAUCAACAACGCUGGAAUCUCCUCGGCGACCCAAAACACCGAGCUCACCUCCGCAGAGGAGCUCAGCAGCGAACUGUUCAACAAAACCAGCUUCGAAGAGUGGGAGAGCCUGUACCGCACGAACGUCUCACAGCUGUACUUCGUGACGGCGGCGUUCCUGCCCCUGCUGCAGAAGGGCACGGAACGCGAGCACGGCUGGUCCAGUACGGUUGUCAAUGUGUCGUCCAUCUCGGGCAUCGUCAAGGUCGCGCAGCAUCAUUUCCCGUAUAAUGCGAGCAAGGGUGCGACGGUGCAUUUGACGCGUAUGCUGGCACAUGAGGUUGCGUCUUCGGGGCUAAAGAUCCGUGUGAAUGGCAUUGCGCCGGGUGUGUUUCCGUCGGAGAUGACGGCUGGGGAGAGUGAUGAUCUUCAGAAGAGUAGCAUUCCCAAGGAGAAGUAUGAAGGGAAGGUGCCUGCGGGCCGGCCGGGGAAGGAUGAGGAUAUGGCGGGUGCGGUGCUGUUCACGACGGCUAAUCAGUAUCUGAAUGGACAGACGAUUGUGGUGGAUGGUGGGUAUGUUUUGGCGGCUGGGACGGUCUAGCAGUACAGUCUGGGGGGUCUCUACCAAAAUUAAUGAUUAUGAUGAUUAUUAUUAGCUUAUGAAUAUUCAAUUCUGAUAUAGUCUGUUCUAUAAAUGCCUGCUCA
Aspergillus candidus is the source of this 1253-nucleotide messenger RNA. RefSeq names its product SDR family NAD(P)-dependent oxidoreductase. Gene Ontology annotation, molecular function: oxidoreductase activity. The transcript is spliced from 2 exons. Lineage: Eukaryota; Fungi; Ascomycota; Eurotiomycetes; Eurotiales; Aspergillaceae. The record is from RefSeq and is a predicted model, not a curated record. The coding region runs from base 91 to 1149 and encodes 352 amino acids.